AUGGAAUACGAUGCUUCGACCCUCAAUGGGGCGCCCGUCCCGGAUAAGGUCAACCAUGAGAAGAGCACGGCCGGCUCGAGUCGAGGUCGCAUAAGGGUUCACGGCAAGCCCAUGGAUGUCUCCAUUCUCAACGAGCCCGUCACGUUCGGGUUCUCGGGUCGAACUGCAAAGAAUAGAUUCCUCAAGGCGCCUAUGACCGAAAGGCUGUGCCAUUGGCCCAAGGAGGGCGAGGAUAUCUCAGGCCGAGGCGUACCUAGUCCCGAGUAUCUCAACCUGUACAGACGAUGGGGCGAGGCCGAAAUCGGCAUCAUAGUCAGUGGCAACAUCAUGGUCCGGUACGACGCUGUCGAAGCAUAUGGCAAUCCCAUCCUCGUUGACGAUCAUGACGGCCGUCUCGCCAAGUUCAAGGCAGUCACCGACGCCGCAAAGGCCCAUGGGUCGCUUGUCAUUGCCCAACUCUCCCAUCCGGGAAGGCAGGGCGGCAAGUACCUCAACCCGAACCCUGUCAGCGCGAGCGACGUGCAAUUGGCCAUCAAGUGGGCAGGAAAUGAGUUCAACAAGCCCAGACCAAUGACCAUUCCGGAGAUUAAAGAAAUGGUCAAAAGCUGGGGCGAGACGGCGUAUCUGUGCUGGAAAGCCGGGUUCGACGGCAUUCAAGUGCACUGCGCCCACGGCUACCUCCUGGCCCAAUUCCUGAGUCCCACCACGAACCGCCGCACUGACGAAUACGGUGGGGACCUGAACAACCGCUCUCGCAUCGUCUUCGAGAUUAUUGACGAGAUCCAUCGCCGUGUGCCGGACCCGUCAUUCAUCCUCUGCGUGAAGCUCAAUUCGGUCGAGUUCCAGGACAAAGGCACCACGCCCGAGAACGCCCGGGACCUGUGUCUGAAGCUGGAAGAGGCGCGCGUUGACUUUGUCGACUUGAGCGGCGGCACGUUUGAGGGUCGAGCAUUUCAGCACAAGAAGGAAAGCACCAAGGCGCGCGAGGCGUACUUUAUUGAGUUUGCCGAGAUGAUCAGGCCGCUCCUCAAGAAGACGAAGGUGUACAUCACAGGCGGGCUGAGGACUGCGGUGGGCAUAGUUCGAGCCGUCGAAUGCGGCGCGUGCGACGGGGUGGGAAUCGGCAGACCGUUUGCCCAAGAGCCGUACUUUUCCAAAGAGAUUCUGAGCGGGAGGAUCACCGGCGCCAUUGAGAACUUUUCGCCAUUGCCUCUGAACACGAACUCGAGUGGCACGCAAAUACAUCAGAUUGGGAAAGGGCACGAGCUGAUCAGUGACUGGAGUGACGAGAACGAGGUCAAGCGCUGGAUGGACGCAGAUGAGAAGGAGGUCGAGAGGAAGGCCAGCAUCUUGCCCGUCGUCGACAGCUCGGGCUACCCGCCGCUCAAGGCGGAAAUUGGCUUUGCCUAUCUCGAGACUUGA
Cladophialophora psammophila CBS 110553 is the source of this 1422-nucleotide messenger RNA. Its product is annotated as oxidoreductase. The transcript has 3 exons. Gene Ontology annotation, molecular function: FMN binding; oxidoreductase activity. Bases 1 to 1422 code for a protein of 473 amino acids. NCBI's taxonomy places the organism in Eukaryota, Fungi, Ascomycota, Eurotiomycetes, Chaetothyriales, Herpotrichiellaceae. The record is from RefSeq and is a predicted model, not a curated record.